ACCCCCCCCCACCCGCUGCCGUAAAGCGCGCCGCUCGCUCCGCUGUCGCAAACUGGGAGGACCCAGAGCAGACGAGAAGCGCCGGGCGGAGCGGCCAAUCCCGUGACGCUCUGCGAACGCGUGACCAUAGAGACACGCGUAAACCCCGCCCCUUUCUGGCGAUCAACCAAUCAGCGCUGACAUUUGGAAGGCGGGAAUUCACAAAUCCAACCAAUCGCAGCAAAGACCACGCCCCCUCCGUCGCCAGGGAGACGCGCGCCGCCAUUUGCGCGUGAGGCGUUGCCGCCGCCACUUCCGGUCCGGCCCAGCCCGGCUCCCCCGGCCCAAGCGCGGCCUCGUCCCGGCCUUUCCCCGGCCCAAACCCCGGCCUCGCGUAGCUCCUGAGGCGGAGGUGGAGCGGGACGCGCAGGGUCCCCCCGCGGCGGCCGCGGCCGCCAUGGCCGCCGUGUGGCAGCAGGUGCUCGCCGUGGACGCCCGGUACGCCGCGUACCGCACGCCGCAGCUGCCGCAGUUCCGCACUCAGUACGUGCGGCGGCGCUCGCAGCUGCUGCGGGAGCGGGCGCAGGGCGGCCACCUGGGCACAGGUGAGGCGCGGCGCUGGUACCUGCGGCUGCGCGCGCGGCUCCUGGCCCAGCGCUACGGCGCCCUGUCCGAGGCCGGCAGCUGCCGCAGCGCCCUGAGGGCCAGCAGGACCACGCUGGACAGGAUGGAGGAUUUCGAGGAGGACCCGCGGGGGUCCCGCGGCCACCGGCGCUCCCUGAGCCGCAGCUCCGGCCCGGGGGGGCUGCGGGGGGGGCCCGAGGAGCGCCCCCCCGGCGUUGUCCCCACCCCCCUGGCCGAGGCCAGCCGGGCCAUGGCCGGGGACACCUCCCUGAGCGAGAACUACGCCUUCGCGGGCGUGUUCCACGUGUUCGACCAGCACCUGGACAGCGCAGUCCGGAAGGUUCAGUUUGCCCACGAUGAGCGCCACCUCCUGGCCUGCUGCUCCCUGGAUGGCUCUCUCUCCGUUUGCCGCCUGGCCCCGGGACCCCCGGCCGUGCUGCGGCGCCUCCGCGGUCACGGCGCCGGCGUCUCGGACUUCGCCUGGUCCCUGUCCAACGACGUCCUGGUGUCCACAUCGCUGGAUGGGACCCUCAGGAUCUGGGACCCCGCAGAGGGGAGGUGCAUCCGAAGGGUGCAGGAUCCUGACGGGGCUGAGCUGCUGUGCUGCGCCUUCCAGCCGCUGAAUAAUAACCUGACUGUGGUGGGCAGUGCCCGGCACAUGGUCCGAGUCCUGAACAUCUCCACGGGCAAAGCCGCUCGCGGCGGCUCCGGGCGCCUCCCGGGCCGAGCUCUCGCCCUUUGCUUCGACGCCCCCGGGCGGGUCCUGUGGGCCGGGGACGAUCGGGGCUCGGUCAGCUCCUUCCUGUGCGACCCCGGCACUGGCCGGCUGACCAAGGCCUCCCGGGUGCUGGUGCAGGCUGGGGGCUCCAUCACUUCUCUCUCUGCCCGGGCCUGGGCGAGCCGGGAGGCGCCGGAUCCUUCCCUGCUGGUGAACGCCUGCCCCGACAGACUGCUGCUGUUCAGAGUUGUUGAGGAUGAGGGUGUUUCGGGCGCCCCCGGGCUCCGGCUCCGGCGCAGUUUCCCCACCCGGCACCGGGAGCAGCCGCUCCGGAGCUGCUUCUGCCCCCUGAUGUCCUUCCGGCAGGGGGCGUGCGUGGUGACCGGCUCUGAGGACGCCUGUGUCCAUUUUUUCGACGUGGGCCGCGCCGCCCGCGCCACGGUGAACACCCUGCAGGGCCACGGCGCCGCCGUGCUGGCGGUGGCCUUCAACUGCGACGAGUCCCUGCUGGCCUCGGCCGACGCCGGCGGCACCGUCAUCGUCUGGAGACGACAGCACGCCUGAGAGAUCCCAAAAAAUCCCAAAAUCCCAAAAUCCAAAUCCUGAAAUCCCAAAAUUCAACCUGCAACGAGUCCCUGCUGGCCUCGGCCGACGCUGGCAGCACCGUCAUUGUCUGGAGGCGGCCAGCACGCCUGAGAGGAACCCAAAAAAUAUCCUAAAAUAUCCCAAAAUAUCCCAAAAUCCCAAAUCCUGAAAUCCCAAAAUCCCAAAAUUCAACUGCGACGAGUCCCUGCUGGCCUCGGCCGACGCUGGCAGCACCGUCAUUGUGUGGAGGCGAC
Molecule: messenger RNA, 2160 nt
Organism: Catharus ustulatus (Swainson's thrush)
Lineage: Eukaryota; Metazoa; Chordata; Aves; Passeriformes; Turdidae
Gene: WDR13
Product: WD repeat domain 13
Cellular component (GO): nucleus
Molecular function (GO): promoter-specific chromatin binding; protein binding
Source: RefSeq, a predicted model, not a curated record